This is a messenger RNA of Myotis daubentonii (Daubenton's bat), 2663 nucleotides long. RefSeq names its product pescadillo ribosomal biogenesis factor 1 (gene PES1). Gene Ontology annotation, cellular component: nucleolus; PeBoW complex. NCBI's taxonomy places the organism in Eukaryota, Metazoa, Chordata, Mammalia, Chiroptera, Vespertilionidae. Gene Ontology annotation, molecular function: RNA binding. The record is from RefSeq and is a predicted model, not a curated record. Gene Ontology annotation, biological process: maturation of LSU-rRNA from tricistronic rRNA transcript (SSU-rRNA, 5.8S rRNA, LSU-rRNA); ribosome biogenesis.
AGGCACCUCCUUGGGCAGCCUGCGCAGACCGGCUGCGUGGGGGCCUCGGGGCUUGAGGCCGGGCACGUGCGGGAGGAAGUGGCGCUGUCAGUCCGCGCGGCGCUCCAAGCCCCAUCAGCGUGGAGCCAUGGGAGGCCUGGAGAAGAAGAAGUAUGAACGAGGCUCUGCCACCAACUACAUCACCCGAAACAAAGCCCGGAAGAAGCUGCAGCUGAGCCUGCCCGACUUCAGGCGGCUGUGCAUCCUGAAGGGCAUCUAUCCCCACGAGCCCAAACACAAGAAGAAGGUGAACAAGGGCUCCACGGCAGCCCGGACUUUCUACCUGAUCAAGGACAUCAAGUUCCUCCUCCACGAGCCCAUUGUCAACAAGUUCCGGGAAUACAAGGUGUUCGUCCGGAGGCUCCGGAAGGCCUAUGGGAAGAGUGAGUGGAACACCGUGGAGCGUCUGAAGGACAACAAGCCCAACUACAAGCUUGACCACAUUGUCAAGGAGCGGUACCCCACCUUCAUCGACGCCCUUCGGGACCUGGACGACGCCCUCUCCAUGUGCUUCCUCUUCUCCACCUUCCCCCGGACCGGCAAGUGCCACGUGCAGACCAUCCAGCUGUGCCGCAGGCUCACGGUGGAGUUCCUGCAUUACGUCAUCGCCGCCCGGGCCCUGCGCAAGGUCUUCCUGUCCAUCAAAGGCAUUUACUACCAGGCCGAGGUGCUCGGGCAGCCCAUCGUGUGGAUCACGCCCUAUGCCUUCUCCCACGACCACCCGACAGACGUGGACUACAGGGUCAUGGCCACCUUCACCGAGUUCUACACCACCCUGCUGGGCUUCGUCAACUUCCGCCUCUACCAGUCCCUCAACCUGCACUACCCCCCCAAGCUCGAGGGUCAGGCCCACGCAGAGGUGAAGGCCCGCGAGGACAGCUAUGCACUGGACUCUGAGAGCUCCAUGGAGAAACUGGCCGCCCUCAGCGCCAGUCUGGCCCGGGUGGUGGUGCCUGCAGAGGAGGAGGCUGAGUUGGACGAGUUUCCUGCCGACGGGGAGACGGCGGCGCAGGAGGAGGAGCGCAGGCAGGAGCUGCAGGCGCAGGAGCAGCAGAAGAAGCUCUUCGAGGGCCUCAGGUUCUUCCUGAACCGGGAGGUGCCCCGUGAGGCCCUGGCUUUCAUCGUCAGGAGUUUUGGCGGGGACGUGUCCUGGGACAAGUCUCUGUGCAUCGGGGCCACCUAUGACGUCACAGACUCCUGCAUUACCCACCAGAUUGUCGACCGGCCCGGGCAGCAGACCCCUGUCAUCGGCAGGUGCUACGUGCAGCCUCAGUGGGUGUUUGACUCUGUGAACGCCCGGCUCCUGCUCCCCGUGGCCGACUACUUCCCCGGGGUGCCGCUGCCCCCACACCUCUCCCCCUUCGUGUCCGAGAAGGAAGGAGACUACGUGCCCCCUGAGAAGAGGAAGCUGCUGGCCCUGCAGCGGGGCGAGCACCCAGGAAAUUUGAAUGAAUCUGAAGAGGAGGAGGAGGAGGAGGAUGGUGAUGGUGAUGAAGAAGGAGAGAAUGAAGAGGAAGAGGAGGAAGAUGUGGAGGCUGGCUCAGAAAAGGAGGAAGAGGCCCAACUGACAGCUCUGGAGGAGCAGAGGAUGGAGGGGAAGAAGCCCAGGGUGAUGGUGGGCACCGUGAAGCUGGAGGACAAGCAGCGGCUGGCCCAGGAGGAGGAGAGUGAGGCCAAGCGCCUGGCCAUCAUGAUGAUGAAGAAGCGGGAGAAGUACCUCUACAACAAGAUCAUGUUUGGCAAGAGGCGCAAAAUCCGGGAGGCCAACAAGCUGGCGGAGAAGCGGAAAGCCCACGACGAGGCCGUGAGGGCUGAGAAGAAGGCCAAGAAGGCAAGGCCGGUGUGAGCGGUGGCCCGUUGGGCCAGGCCAGCGCGGGACAGCUGGGCUUGCACAGGCAGGCGAGGACCCAGCCGGGUGGCAGAGCAGAGUCCCGGAGUCUCUGCUGUUCCCAUCCCCUCCUCCCCCUGCCGGCCUGGCCGCCUCUCAUGCUUCCGGCUGGGCCAUGGGCAGCCCCGGCUCCAUUGGAUGGAAUUCUGACAGAGAAGAGGCGCCUGCGCCCCACUAUCUCCCAGGAAUCAGCAACACGGGGAGCAGGGCCCCACCAGCGGCUCCCAUUCACUCUGGCUUUCUGCAGCCCUCCCCCCUGCACACACACGCGCCGCCCCCCCCCCCCCCCCACACACACACACUUGAUUCUCCAGGUGCUGUGAUGGAGGGUGGGGAAGCAUUUGUUAUUAAAUGGCUGGAGUCUUGCAGCCAAUUGAACUCUGUGUUCAUGAGCCUUCCUGAGGUUGGAGAAGAGCCACCUGGUGAGUGCCCUGUGCUCUAGGCUGCACACCCGGAUGUUCACAGAGAAGGGCCUGGCCGUCGCUCCGAGCUCCCUGGAUCCCAAGGGCCCCUUUGGGUCCGAGGAUGCCAGAAGGUGGGUGCGUGGGUUCUGGGUUCGGACUCUGAAGGCAGUCUGCCCUCAGUUCCCAGUCCAGCCCCUUUUCAGUCUGACCCUGCUUCCGCACGUAAAAUCAGGAGUAGAAAUUCUGGGGCCUGCUUCCAGGGACAUGCGGAAGGAUUCCAUGACAGGCAGACUCCGUGGUGUUGGAUGGCUAAUAAAGUGCUCAGUAAACCA